Messenger RNA from Euleptes europaea (tarantolino), 1725 nucleotides. RefSeq names its product vimentin (gene VIM). The record is from RefSeq and is a predicted model, not a curated record. Lineage: Eukaryota; Metazoa; Chordata; Lepidosauria; Squamata; Sphaerodactylidae. Gene Ontology annotation, cellular component: axon; plasma membrane; cytoplasm. Gene Ontology annotation, molecular function: structural constituent of cytoskeleton. The transcript has 9 exons. The coding region runs from base 1 to 1410 and encodes 469 amino acids. Gene Ontology annotation, biological process: intermediate filament organization.
AUGAGCACCACCACCAGCAGCCGGAGCUCCUCUUACCGCCGCAUGUUCGGGGGCGGCAGCCGGCCCAGCGCGUCGGGCGGCGGCGGCGGCCGCUAUGUCACCUCGUCCAGCCGCUACUCGCUGGGCAGCGCCCUCCGGCCCAGCAGCGUCCGCCUGGUGGCCUCGGCGCCCGGCGGCGGCUACCAGACCCGCUCGUCGUCGGUGCGGCUUCGCAGCAGCUUCCCUCAGCAGCAGCAGGUGCGCCUCUUCUCGGACGCGGGCGUGGACUUCUCCCUGGCCGACGCCAUCAACACGGAGUUCAAGGCGAACCGCACCAACGAGAAGGCCGAGCUGCAGGAGCUCAACGACCGCUUCGCCAACUACAUCGACAAGGUGCGCUUCCUCGAGCAGCAGAACAAGAUCCUGAGCGCCGAGCUCGACCAGCUGCGGGGCAAGGGCACCUCCCGCCUGGCCGACCUCUACGACGAGGAGAUGCGCGAGCUGCGCCGGCAGGUGGACCAGCUCACCAGCGACAAGGCGCGCGUCGAGGUCGAGAGGGACAACCUGGGCGACGACAUCCUGCGCCUGCGAGAGAAACUUCAAGAUGAGAUGAUACAGAGAGAAGAAGCUGAAAGCAACUUGCAGUCUUUCAGACAGGAUGUUGACAAUGCCUCUCUGGCACGUCUGGAUCUAGAACGCAAAGUUGAGUCAUUACAAGAAGAGAUUGUCUUCUUGAAGAAGCUUCAUGAUGAGGAAAUCCGUGAGUUACAGGUCCAGAUCCAGGAACAACAUAUCCAGGUUGAUAUGGAUGUUGCUAAGCCCGAUCUGACUGCUGCCCUACGUGAUGUGCGUCAACAAUAUGAAAGUGUUGCUGCUAAGAACCUUCAGGAAGCUGAAGAGUGGUACAAAUCCAAAUUUGCAGAUCUGUCUGAAGCAGCUAGCAGGAACAAUGAUGCCUUGCGCCAGGCCAAACAAGAAGCAAGUGAUUACCGCAGGCAAAUUCAGUCUCUCACCUGCGAAGUGGAUGCACUUAAAGGAACUAAUGAAUCCAUGGAACGCCAGAUGCGUGAGAUGGAAGAGAACUUCUCUCUUGAAGCUGCUAACUACCAAGACAAUAUUGCCCGUCUCCAAGAAGAAAUCCAAAACAUGAAGGAAGAAAUGGCUCGCCACCUUCGCGAGUACCAAGAACUGCUGAAUGUAAAGAUGGCUCUUGAUAUUGAGAUUGCCACCUACAGGAAACUGCUGGAAGGAGAGGAGAGCAGAAUUAGUAUGCCUCUUCCUACCUUUGCUUCCCUGAAUCUGAGGGAAACAAACCUUGAGUCUAUCCCAAUUGUGGAUACCCAUUCAAAGAGAACGCUCCUGAUCAAGACUGUUGAAACUAGAGAUGGACAGGUUAUCAAUGAAACUUCCCACCAUGAUGACCUGGAGUAAAGGAAAUACAGCACAACAUUCUUGUGCAGAAAUGAAGCCUUACCAGCAAGACUUAAAAAGACAAACAGCUUUCAAGUGCCUUUCUGCAGUUUUCUCCAAGAGCGCAAGAUGGUUAUGCUAGAAGAGAUAGGUCUUAGAUCUUGCAAGCGUGCUCUCUUGGUGGUUUAGAAGAGCUUACAAAAAGGAGUCUAGUUCACUGAUAGCAAUAUCUUGUGCUGCAAUACUGUUUUAAAGUUUCUGAAUUGAAUAAAACUUCUUUUUUCCAGCACAGUAUGAGCAACCUAUCACUGCUUCAAUAAACACUUGGGAAACAGC